UACAUGGGUGCAGGAAUCCAAGCACUUGGGCCACCUUUCACUGCUUUCCCAGGCCAUAGUAGAGAGGUGGAUCAGAAGUGGAGCAGCUGGGACUCAAACCAGCAUACAUAUGGGAUGCCAACACUGCAGGUGGUGGCUUUUCCUACUACCCUAUAGUGCUGUCCCCUUCUGUUGUUUUUUUUAAAAUAAAUACCUAGCAAUGCAAUUGCUGGGUUGAACAAUUAUUGCAUGCUUGAAUAUUUAGGAAACUACCAAUUGUUUUCCAAAGUGAUGGUACUAGUUUACAUUUCUAUCAGUAACGUUUAAUGACCCAGUUUCACCACCUUUUUUUUUUUUUCUUACAUUGCUUUGGUCUGUUUGGACAGUAAAAUUGGUAAAUAAAUAAAUAGCUCAUGUAAGAACAGCCUGUAAAACGUCAGUUCAAAAAGUCCAAAGGGUAAAACGGCUGGCGAUACAUAAAGCAAACCGUCUCAAGAAAGGGCCUGUCUGACUUGGCUGAGCUGCCAGGGCUCCCAGGAUCAUGACCUAUAAAAUGCUUCAAGUAGCUCUGUGUUCAACAUUGCUUAUAGGAGCACUAGGAGCACCAUUUUUAUGGGAGGACCCAGCAAACCAGUUCCUACAUCUCAAAAGACACAUAAAUUUGCAAGAUUACUGGGACUCAGAUCAUAGUCCAAAUGCUUGGGGAAAAACAUUGGCUGAUCAGGCUCUUGAAACGUGGCAUGCUUUGAAAACAACUGCCCAGUAUUAUUUGGGUGUGAAUAUCUUCACCUAUGACAUUUCCUCUGUCCAUUAAAUGUGCUCUACCGAUGAAAGCAAAACAAGGAUGGUGGGAAUCAGUAUGGCAAUACACCAAACCCAUGGAAGAGCUGAGGGCAAAUCCAUGCCAUUUCUAGAUUAUUUAUUAUGUCUGUCUCAUAGAGUUGAUGAAAGGAAUAAUGAAAAUCCAUGUAAAGGCUUGGAAUUAGAAGUUCACAAUAAAUUGUAGCUCUUGAAAUGAGAACCAAAUAAAAGUAUAGUAAUAACAUUUACCCAAAUGUGAACUUUUAUGGGAAAAGAAAAGCAAAAACCAAAAAAAUUAAUGUCCGUAGUUUAUACCUGUUGCU
This is a messenger RNA of Oryctolagus cuniculus (rabbit), 1103 nucleotides long. It is a transcript of the gene C4H3orf85, whose product is annotated as chromosome 4 C3orf85 homolog. Lineage: Eukaryota; Metazoa; Chordata; Mammalia; Lagomorpha; Leporidae. The record is from RefSeq and is a predicted model, not a curated record.